AUGAACGACGAGAUAAAACAUUUUCCAGAGAAUGUACAAAAACUAUUAACUGAUGCAAGAAUACCGAUUGAACAGUUAAAACCAAUUUAUUAUGAAUUGACUAUUGGUGAACAUUUUCCUGAUGAUUCUAUUCGAUUAAUGGAAGUUAACAAUUCAUUAAUUGAAGAAUUAGAUAAGAGUAAAAAACUAAUCAUUCGAGGAGCUCAUGAUGAUUUUGCUACAUUAUGUACAUCUGAUCAAGUAUUCGAAAUAAAAUCUGCUGAAACAUCGAAUACAUUAUUACUUGCUAGUCCACGUGAUACUUCAUCGGUGAAUAAAGAAAAUGGAUGUAUUGUAUUAACAGUCAAUUCUAUUCUACAUUCAAAACUUGAAUUAACACAAUGUGUACCAAAAUUAAAACGUAUUCGUCAAUUAUUUGAAGAAAAUCCAUAUCGAGGACAUUUUGAUGAUGAAGAAAAUUCUACACGAAAAAUUACAAUAGAAAAUUUAAGAAAUGAAAUACAAGCAAGUGAUCAAGCUAUUGAUGCAUAUUUAAAAAAGCUCAAUGUAAUUUCAAUUGAUGGUUAUUUACGAUUAUUGGAUUUUGAUUUUCGUACGAAACUUAUUGAAUAUAUUAUUUCAAUUAUAUCAAUUCAAGAUUGGUCAAAAGAUAAUAUUCCUAUUGAUAAAUGUGCUACUGAAAUGAGAGAAAUAUGUCCAAAACAUGUAGCUAAACAAUUUCUUGAACAAAUAGGUACUAUUUCAAAUGAUGGCAAUGCGAUUGCUUUAAAUCGAAAUACUAUUUCAAUUCAUUAUGCAUUAGAUUUAUUACGCAAUUUGGAAAAAGUACUUUGA
Messenger RNA from Rotaria sp. Silwood1, 834 nucleotides. The record is from the annotation of a GenBank genome assembly. Lineage: Eukaryota; Metazoa; Rotifera; Eurotatoria; Philodinida; Philodinidae.